Messenger RNA from Lycium barbarum (goji berry), 639 nucleotides. RefSeq lists its product as uncharacterized. Lineage: Eukaryota; Viridiplantae; Streptophyta; Magnoliopsida; Solanales; Solanaceae. Gene Ontology annotation, cellular component: nucleus. Bases 1 to 639 code for a protein of 212 amino acids. The transcript has 2 exons. The record is from RefSeq and is a predicted model, not a curated record. Gene Ontology annotation, biological process: chromatin remodeling.
AUGAAGUUACCAAGUGCUUAUGAGAGCAUUUCGGUGAUUGAUUCUUUUGAUGCUCUUGAUGAAGCUGUGAAAUUCAAGAUGGAAGAGGAAUGUUUGGGAGAAGCUCUUGAUGCGAUUCUUAUUUUUCUUGGAGGUGAUUUCAAUGGUCAUAUCGGGACGACCGCUAGGGGUUACGAUGAUGUGCAUGGAAUCUUCGGGUUUGGUGAUAGAAAUGAGGGAGGUACGUCGCUAUUAGAUUUUGCGAGAGCUUUCAACUUAGUGAUAGCAAACUCUAGUUUCCAGAAGAGGGAAGAGCACUUGGUCACCUUUCAGAGUACAAGGGCCAAGACCCAAAUUGAUUACCUACUCUCCAGGAAGUGUGAUAAAAGUUUAUGCACAGAUUGCAAGGUUAUCCCGAGCGAGAACCUCAUGACCCAGCAUAGGCUCAAUGUUAUAUAUCUGGAGAUAAAGAGGAAGAGGAGAAAGAGAGUUGUGUAUGGUCAACCUAAGAUUAGGUGGGAUACUUUCACCGAGGACAAUGUCCAUGAGUUGGCUGAGCAGUUGAGGCGUUGGGAGCCUGGAGAAGUAGCGGGGAAGCGAGUAGUAUGUGGACCACGCUGGCAGCUAACAUCAGGGAAGCGACAAGAGACGUUUGCAUGA